AACCUUCACGGUUACUGUAGCCUCCGUGUGUGCGAGCAGUGUGUGCUGGUAACACCGACAUUAAUAUACUUGUCAUGUGCGUGAGCGAGCUUGCAUGGACUUUUUUCGAGUAGGACCUGGCUGCAGACAUCAGCUGCUUGUGGAUGCUUUUUUCCGCAGCCCGGAAUUUUAGACGCGAAUGCGGAGCUUGACAUGUAGGAGACAUUGACGGGGGAGCUCUAAAUGACGGUGCAGCUCCAGUUCACGACCACACGGCGUCUAACUCAUUUAUGUCUGUGGUGUCAAGUAGUGAACUGUGUCUUGAGCGACACAAUAAUGAGCUAAUGGAUAAAUUAUAGCUGUCUUUUGUAGCAGCUUCCGUGCCGAUUAACUAUCCCACAGUCAGUGCGGAGCUGACAUGUUGUAAUCAUCAGGUUCCGUUUUGUAACCAGUACCAGUGUGUCACCGAUAAACCGAACGACACUGCAGUAGCCGUUAGGUUGCUGGCUAGCAACCGCCUUGUUUCUUUGACUUCAACGAGCUGUCUGGUCAUCAUCAUGGACUUUCCUUUUGAUAUUAAUCAACUGUUCUCUGAAAGGAUCUCCAUCUUGGAUCAGAACCUGUCUGCAAGUCGUAGGUCUAUGGAAAGACCGGAUCUCCAGGUCCAGAUCUCUGCUGUGAUUGAUGAACUUGGAAGAGCCUCGGCCAAGGCCCAACAGCUGGCUGCACCAGUAACAAGUGCCUCCAAACUGCAGAGCCAGAACCACCAGCUGUACCUGCUGAAAGACCGAGAGAGCGGCGGAGGACGAGGUUCUGCGGUGGGAUUUCUGAAGGUUGGCUACAAAAAGUUGUUUCUGCUGGACCAACACGGUGUGCACGUUGAGGCAGAGCCACUCUGCGUUUUGGAUUUUUACAUUGCAGAAAAUUUGCAGCGGCAUGGCUAUGGACUGGAGCUGUUUAGUUUUAUGCUGCAGCACAAGAAUGUAGAACCGGUGCUGAUGGCGUAUGAUCGGCCCUCGAAAAAAUUCCUGGCUUUUCUAGCAAAACAUUACUGCCUGGUGCAAAGCGUUCCUCAGGUCAAUAACUUUGUUGUGUUUGAAGGCUUCUUCCUAAACAGAUCAGCAGUCCACCUGAGACGGACUCCUCUCAAGAAGCCAGAUGGAGAAAUCAAGCCUUACUCUAUGGUAGCGAGAGAAGUGGUACAUCGGGAGCAGAGGACUCUUCCGUGGCCAUUUGCUCCCCCUCAGUCCCCCCAGCGAUCAGUACCUUCACAGUGCUCCCAUCCUGUAAGAGUGGGGUUCUCCCCCAGCAGGGCGUCAUCUCCAGUGGCCCCGUCAUCUCCCUUGGGGGGUAGCAGGGACCAGAUUGAGCGCUACAGGGAGAAACGCAGCAGCCAGCAAGGUUUAGCUGCCAGGUCCAAACUGUACAGUCGGCACAUGGAUGGCACAACCACUGGACUGCUGGACAGGCAGGCUUCAGGUGUGAGACCAGCAGUACAUCCAAAAGGUUCACUGGAAUUCUUAAAUACACACAGGAAAAGUGUCUACAGCCAGACCUCCUUAGGCAGCACACACAGGUACUUUGAUUUUGCUCCUGGGUUCUGUAGAGAUCCAGAGGAAAUCCAGGUAAUGAAAAGUUCUCUAGAUGGUAACCAGGAGCCUCUGCAAGAGGUUGGUUUGUGGAACAUUGAAGCAAACUUCACUGCUGCCCAAUGGAUGAAACGGAAGCUGGCAUCAAGGAGUACCCGUCCUUGGUGACAUGGAGUCAUUUCACUUUAUGCUUAUUCAUUUAGCAGACGCCUUUAUCCAAAGGACUUACAAUUUAUAACCUAUAGGGCAUGUUGUGAUCUGUGGGGGAAACCGGAGUACCCGGAGGAAACCCACGCAUGCAUGGGGAGAACACGCAACUCCACGCAGAAAGGCCGCAGCCGAGUUUUGAACCUGCAACCUUCGUGCUGCGAGGCAACAGUGCUAACCACUGCACCACCAUGCAGCCCUUGCACUUGAUCAAAUGGAAGAUGUCAUAUUGGUCUUUUAACUCACCCAUCAUUCAUCAGUGACUAUAGACCUAUUGCCUUGAUAUCCCACAUCACGACGGUUCUGUAGAAAGCUCAGAUGAUUCUGCAGGUGUCUGGUGUCUCAGCGAUGCUCAAGAAGAGAGCUGGUGAAGCACUUUGGGGCAUGCUGUGGGGGCAACCACCUAAUCUUGAAUGUGGAUGAAACAACGUAGAGUAUUGUAGAUUUCAGAAGGAACAGGAAUAGGCCAAGCUCCAUUUGUAUCAUGAGAGAUGAAGAGAAGGUGGAUGAAGAAUAUAAAUACCUCAGUGUCCUCCUGAACUACAGGCUAAACUGGAGUGAAGCCAUCUACAAGAGGGGACAGAGUAGAGCAGGGAUAGGCAAUCUUAGUCCUAAAGUGCAGCUCUCCAGCAUGUGUUAAGUGUUUAUCUGCUCCAACACACCUCAUUCAAUGUUUUAUCACCUGUUCAGCUGCUCAUCAAGUUCGGCAGAAGCCCGUUAAUCAUCUACUGAUUAAAAUCAGAUGUGUUGGAGCAGGGAAACAGCUAAAGCAUGCUAGGUAGCAGCGCUGGAGGACUAGGAUUUCCCACCCCUCGAGUAGACUGUACUUCUUGAGGAAGCCCAGGUCCUUCAAGAUGUGCAGCAAGAUUCUGCAUUUCUUUUGUUGGUCAAAAGUGGAGAGUGUGAUCUCUUGGGCCAUCAGCAUCAGAGCCAGGGGCCUAAAAAUACUCAAAGGCUGGUUCUCUUCUGGGGAUUACUGUGGAACCAAUGGAGAGGAAUUCUUCAUAAAAUGGAAAAAGUUAUGGGCAACCCUGAGCAUCUUCUUCAUAACACGUAUGCAACAACAGAGCAUCUUCAUUCAGAGGCUUUUUCAGACCUGCUGUAACACAGACUGCUACAGGAGACCCUUCCUGCCUACAGCCAUCAGCAUAUUUAGCCUCUGAAGAACCUUCAAUAACACAAGUUUUUUUUUGUUAUUAUUGUUUUUUUAAUAAUACGAGUUGCAUUUAAUUUCUCUUUGGCAUCAAUAAAGUAUUUUGGAUACACCACUGGUGGUGAGACACCCCCCUUCCAUAACUGAAGAAUCGCCUCUUUAACUGGCUUUUGGUAAUUGAGGCGGAUACAUUUUAGUGCUUUAGUCUUGUCCUUCAGUGAUGUGCCUGAUAUCAAUGAGGCAGUGUUUUUAUAUGUUUAUAUUUUUUUGUGUUCUUAACUCCUUUGCGCCACACUUCGAUCAGCUGUCAUGCUGUUUCUGAUAAAGUUAUCUAUAAAUAAACCUGACUUGUAUUUACAGUACCUACCAGUUUUCCUGUAGGGACAUAGAUCAAAAUAGAAUAAAUCGAGAGCUUCACCUUC
Messenger RNA from Nothobranchius furzeri (turquoise killifish), 3350 nucleotides. It is a transcript of the gene atat1, whose product is annotated as alpha tubulin acetyltransferase 1. Gene Ontology annotation, biological process: alpha-tubulin acetylation. Lineage: Eukaryota; Metazoa; Chordata; Actinopteri; Cyprinodontiformes; Nothobranchiidae. Gene Ontology annotation, cellular component: microtubule. The record is from RefSeq and is a predicted model, not a curated record. Gene Ontology annotation, molecular function: tubulin N-acetyltransferase activity.